Cheilinus undulatus (humphead wrasse) is the source of this 1204-nucleotide messenger RNA. It is a transcript of the gene mrpl12, whose product is annotated as mitochondrial ribosomal protein L12. The record is from RefSeq and is a predicted model, not a curated record. Gene Ontology annotation, cellular component: ribosome; mitochondrial large ribosomal subunit. NCBI's taxonomy places the organism in Eukaryota, Metazoa, Chordata, Actinopteri, Labriformes, Labridae. Gene Ontology annotation, biological process: translation; mitochondrial transcription. Bases 134 to 715 code for a protein of 193 amino acids. Gene Ontology annotation, molecular function: structural constituent of ribosome. The transcript has 5 exons.
CAAUGCCUUGUGGGUAGGUCAGAAGCCGAGAGGACGCCAUGUGCUUUUGAGGCAGAGAUACUGGAAGGGGACCUGGCUGUCACAAACUAGGACAGUUUUUAGAGGGACACCGGGAUAAACGACUCCGUUUAGCAUGUACUGCACCAGUCACUGCCUCCGGACCGCACUGCGGGCUGCAGCGACCACUCACCGGCAACAUCUCCAGCAGCAGGUACCAAUCCUGUGUGCUCUCAGACACCUGAGGACCAGUCCAGCCUCUCACUCAGACACCAUCGCCACCCCUCCACUAGAUGGAGCACCCAAACAGUAUUCUCCUAAAAUCCAACAGCUUGUUAAUGACAUAGCCAGCCUUACCUUGUUAGAGGUAUCGGACCUCAAUGAGCUCCUGAAGAAAACUCUGAACAUUCAGGAUGUUGGAAUGAUGCCAAUGGGGACAGCAGCUGCACCUGUAGCAACACAGGCUGCAGAGGAGGAGGAGGCACCAGCCAAGAAAGAGCAGACUCACUUUACAGUGAAAUUGACGGAAAUGAAGGCAGCUGAAAAAGUUAAACUCAUAAAAGAAGUGAAGAACUGCAUUCAAGGCUUAAAUCUGGUUCAGGCUAAGAAGUUAGUGGAGUCUCUUCCCCAGGAAAUCCGAGCCAAUGUGUCCAAAGAAGAGGCAGAGAAACUAAAAGCCGCUCUGGAGGCAGCAGGAGGCACUGUGGUGUUGGAGUAGAUCUGUGUUCACGGGUUCUCCACCCUUUUUCUGCUCCUGCACUUCAUUCUCCAUUCUAUUACUACUUUUUUUUUUUUACUUGGCAAAGAAGAGGAUCCUGGGAAACAAAGAAAUGCCUUCUGACAUCCAUACUGUCUUAUAACAGUGUCAGGUGGGGCGGCACAACUCUGACUGAACUUUACAGGCUCAUAGCCUGCACAACAAUGGCCGCCCUGGUGUUUGCUUGCCUGUUUUUCAGCUCAUGUUUCUGUCUGAUACUAGUGUAGCAGAGAAGCUACAGAAACUCUGGCCUGGGUGCCAAGAACGUCAGUUGGUCAAUCUGUGUGUGAGUGUAUGUUAAAGUUUGACAGAAUGAAAGAUUUUGCUGCAGGGACAUGGGAACUGUUCCCUGUUAAAGAACACCAGAUACUGUAGUCCAGGGAAUGGCAGGGUUGAGUCCUCAUACUGCUAUAGACUUGUUAAUAAUGUGAUUAAAGAUGACACAUGACA